GUGGAGGAUGAGGUGGUGCUGGACAGAGGUGCAUCCUUCGUCAAGCAUGUCUGUGAUGAGGAGGAGGUGGAAGGUAAGAGCACUGAGCCUCUGUGACGUCUAUGAUGGCUGCUGUACGGCUGGCUAACAAUGUUGUUAUCUACCACCGACGUCUAUGAUGGCUGGCUAACAAUGUUGUUAUCUCAUGCCUCUCAACCACCAACUCCAAGGAGUCUACCCCUCUUAUUUCUCCCUCUCUUUCCUCUUCCAUCCCUUGAUUUCUCUCCACCUCUCUGUCUCUCUCUCUCUCUCUCUAGGUCUCAGUUUCUCUUUCUCCCUUCUCUCCCUUCCUCGCUCUUCCUCUCUCCGUCACAUCUCCCACUCCUCUCUCUCCUGCGUCAUCCUUUUUGCCAGCUGUCACUCUCCGCUACCCUAUUUCGUAAUGCCCUCUCUCUCCAGGUCUGUGUUUUCGAUUGGUUUUCUAUUGUUGUGGUUUUCCCACUAAUAUCAGGAUGAAGUAUAGGAGCGAUUAAUAUUGAAGAUAAAGAAGUGGAGCGCAUAACACAGGUUUAUCAAGCGAUGCCUGCCCCACUCCCCCCAGUGGCCAAAACACACACACACACACACGUUUGCACAAACACAUACACACAUUCUUACAAAUUUCGACACGCACGCACGCACACACAUUUACAUUUACAUUACAUUUACGUCAUUUAGCAGACGCUCUUAUCCAGAGCGACUUACAAAUUGGUGCAUUCACCUUAUAGCCAGUGGGAUAACCACUUUACAAUAUGUAAACACACACACACACACACACACAAAGAGAGACAAUCAUGUCACAGUUUAAGUUGUGAUAGGCAGUGUGUACACAGCCAUAUCUGCCAGCUAUCUCACCUCUCUGUGAGAUUCUGUGUUAGAAUUUCCCUCAGUUCAAACAAACCCCAAACCCAGAGUUCACCUCACGUGGAGCCACACAGUGAAAAUAAUCAACAGCCAGAAAAGCCACAGUCACAAUGAAUGUGAAAUAACUCAAAGCCACAUUACUCAGUCACGACCAACCUCAUGUUUGAAUGGAUUUUGCCUUUUGGUGGAUGACCCCUGGUUGAACUCCACUUGACUCUUUUUUUACAUCCCAAGACAGCCUGUCAGUAGUCAGUAGUAGCCAUGUAGUCAGUUCUCUGAUUUUAAGUGACCUUCGCAAAGCCAAGUUUAUAAUAUAAUAUUUAUAAUACCACUUUCAGAUAAGAUGAGAAUAUAUAAGCAACAAUUAAAAAGAAGCCUGUAAAAUGUCUUCACUUGACUCCCUAAAUCCACUGUGAAUGCUACAUAUACAGUGGGGAGAACAAGUAUUUGAUACACUGCCGAUUUUGCAGGUUUUCCUACUUACAAAGCAUGUAGAGGUCUGUAAUUUUUAUCAUAGGUACACUUCAACUGUGAGAGACGGAAUCUAAAACAAAAAUCCAGACAAUCACAUUGUAUGAUUUGUAACUAAUUAAUUUGCAUUUUAUUGCAUGACAUAAGUAUUUGAUACACCAGAAAAGCAGAACUUAAUAUUUGGUACAGAAACCUUUGUUUGCAAUUACAGAGAUCAUAUGUUUCCUGUAGGUCUUGACCAGGUUUGCACACACUGCAGCAGGGAUUUUGGCCCACUCCUCCAUACAGACCUUCUCCAGAUCCUUCAGGUUUCGGGGCUGUCGCUGGGCAAUACGGACUUUCAGCUCCCUCCAAAGAUUUUCUAUUGGGUUCAGGUCUGGAGACUGGCUAGGCCACUCCAGGACCUUGAGAUGCUUCUUACGGAGCCACUCCUUAGUUGCCCUGGCUGUGUGUUUCGGGUCGUUGUCAUCCUGGAAGACCCAGCCACGACCCAUCUUCAAUGCUCUUACUGAGGGAAGGAGGUUGUUGGCCAAGAUCUCGCGAUACAUGGCCCCAUCCAUCCUCCCCUCAAUACGGUGCAGUCGUCCUGUCCCCUUUGCAGAAAAGCAUCCCCAAAGAAUGAUGUUUCCACCUCCAUGCUUCACGGUUGGGAUGGUGUUCUUGGGUUUGUACUCAUCCUUCUUCUUCCUCCAAACACGGCGAGUGGAGUUUAGACCAAAAAGCUCUAUUUUUGUCUCAUCAGACCACAUGACCUUCUCCCAUUCCUCCUCUGGAUCAUCCAGAUGGUCAUUGGCAAACUUCAGACGGGCCUGGACAUGCGCUGGCUUGAGCAGGGGGACCUUGCGUGCGCUGCAGGAUUUUUAUCCAUGACGCCGUAGUGUGUUACUAAUGGUUUUCUUUGAGACUGUGGUCCCAGCUCUCUUCAGGUCAUUGACCAGGUCCUGCCGUGUAGUUCUGGGCUGAUCCCUCACCUUCCCCAUGAUCAUUGAUGCCCCACGAGGUGAGAUCUUGCAUGGAGCCCCAGACCGAGGGUGAUUGACCAUCAUCUUGAACUUCUUCCAUUUUCUAAUAAUUGCGCCAACAGUUGUUGCCUUCUCACCAAGCUGCUUGCCUAUUGUCCUGUAGCUCAUCCCAGCCUUGUGCAGGUCUACAAUUUUAUCCCUGAUGUCCUUACACAGCUCUCUGGUCUUGGCCAUUGUGGAGAGGUUGGAGUCUGUUUGAUUGAGUGUGUGGACAGGUGUCUUUUAUACAGGUAACGAGUUCAAACAGGUGCAGUUAAUACAGGUAAUGAGUGGAGAACAGGAGGGCUUCUUAAAGAAAAACUAACAGGUCUGUGAGAGUCGGAAUUCUUACUGGUUGGUAGGUGAUCAAAUACUUAUGUCAUGCAAUAAAAUGCAAAUUAAUUACUUAAAAAUCAUACAAUGUGAUUUUCUGGAUUUUUGAUAAAAUAAAAAUUACAGACCUCUACAUGCUUUGUAAGUAGGAAAACCUGCAAAAUCGGCAGUGUAUCAAAUACUUGUUCUCCCCACUGUAGGCAUGUAGCAUGUUAGCAUGUGUGUGAGAUCACACUAGGGCAGGGCUCUCCAACCCUGUUCUUGGAGAGCUACCAUUCUGUAGGUUUUCACUCCAAACCUAAUCAACCCUAACCUGAUUCUAAUAAUUAGCUGGUUGAUAAGACGAACUGGGUUAGUUACAACUGAGUUUGGAGUGAAAUCCUUUAAGAGGGUAGCUCUCCAGGAACAGGUUUGGAGACCCCUGCACUAGGGAAUGUGAGUUCUGUUUUGUAUAGGUUACCCAUGCCAACCAAAAACCUACAUUAAUGUACAUUAGGAUUGUGUAUACAGCCAAGAACAUUUGACCAGGCUGGGAUACAGGAAGCUGUGAGCUGGAGCAUCUGACACUGUGGGACUGUUUCUGUUUCUUUCUCUCUCUGAAAUGACUUCCUGGAGAUGUUUAGCAGUUUCCUGUCAGAGCUGCUGCACAGGAAGUGGUUGAAAUGUAUUUACAUCCCCAACAUGUGUCAGGAUGAGGACAGAUCCCAGUCUGAUUGACCCAGGGGAAACAGCCUGACGAACAAAUAACUGACUAAACGUUUUAUCAAACAAGCUGACUAAAUAGGCCAGCAGCAGUGUGUGUGUUUUGUCAGAUACAUUUUGUUUGGUAACAGCCUAAUUCAUACCUAAAAGGCAGGUAGCCAUAUCGAUGUGUUCUUUGACAUCCAACCCUCCCCCUAUCAAAUCUAAUCCAUCCUCCUGUCUUUCCCAUAGUUUUCUUACCCAACUGAUCCUCAUUGACUUUGUGCAUUUCUUCCGUUUGAUGCGGAUUAUCAGCAUGGCAGGAUUCAUGUUAUUUUCUUGGCAUAGCAAUCGUAGUCCUCCUAAUCUGACCUGCGUCCUUUGCAUUGUGUCCCCUCUCCCUCUCUCUCACUCAGGUCACCACACCGUGUACAUCGGUGUGCACGUGCCCAAGAGCUACCAGCGGAGCCGGCGCCACCGACGCAAGUCCAGCCACAAGGAGAGGAAGGAGAGGCCGGUGGAGAAAGUAGAGGGGGACAAAACGGACGGCGAGAACACUGAUGAGGCAGCGCCCAACAUCCUCAAACCCCUCAGUGAGUAAUGACAGCCCAAACUACACUACCCAGCAUGCAUCUCUACUAGAAAAACAAGGAGUGAAUAGAUCUAUGGAUCUUUCAACCAAUAAAAUGAAUGUAAACAAGUCAAGCCAAUAUACUGUAAUUAAGCAGUGAAUACAACUAUAGGGAAUAAUCAACCAACCAGUUCACGUUUCACUUAGAUUUGGUAAAUCUGUCAUUUUGUCAGCUCUGGGAUACUGUAUGUUGACAUUAAAAAAUGUACAGCAUUACUGACUGAGAAACUAUUACCUAAUUCCCCUGGCCUAGUAUUGCCUAGUAACACAUCGUUGUUACCCAAACCUCACUACAUCAGUGUUCACGGCUGUGUUACUUUUAGCUGUUGGUUCACACUAGACCACUCAACAGUGUUGCUGCGAGUCUCAAUCCAAGUGGAGUUAUUUUUAUGCUAAGAACGCUAUUUCCAAACUGCAGGCUUAAACCAGAGAAUAAAUGGGCAGAGAUGCUUGUCAGUGAUAACUCAUUUGGUGUCACAACAAAUAGAGUUGUGUCAAAACCAUAACAAUCCAAACCACAAUAAGCAACUUUCACACAUUCAGGGUUUCUCUUGACUGUGCAGUUACCCUUGCUUACAGUCAACCGCUUUAAUCCAGCGUGUCGAUAGCCCUUAAUGUUUGUUUAAUUACUUUGGGGCUCAAAGUUGAUGGCCUAACAGCAGUAUAGAGACUAUCACGCUGCAGAAGUACAGCAGCACGCAGCAGUAGCAGUAUCUCUAGUUGGUGAUUGAAAAGAGGGAAAUAGGGGACAGAAGGAGAUUCAUUCUCCUCUGUUUGGGUCACUGAUGGAGUUUAGAUCUGGUUGAAAGAUCCUACUGACCCCAUGGAUGUGACCAUCAGGACACACACUUUUUAAAGGGAAGGCAAGUGGAGGUAGACAGAGAUCAGAGUUAUGGCAUUGCUCUACAGAUGGUCAUACUAUCAACAAACUGUCUGUUGGAAAGCAACUGCUUGCUAAGGUGAGGGUUAGGUAUAUAUGGAACGGUAUUGAACACAGCAAACAUAUGGGAACCACAUGUUUGACUCCAUUCCAUUUAAUUAUAUUCCAGCCAUUACAAUGAGCCCGUCCUCAUAUAGCUCCUUCCACCAGCCUCCACUGAUCCAUAAAGAUACUCUUGAUUGAAAUUUGUGGUCCAUGGUAUCUUAUCUCUGUCAGUGUCUGUCCUAAAUUUGUAUUGUAACAUUUAUAUAUGUGUACGUUCCAAACAGAGCAAUGCACACAUAUAAAAACAAAGCAUUAGUGGCUGUUUAUGGAGUUCUUAUCUCUGCUUGGAUGCAGUGGAACAGAACCAGACAGACUCAGGGACGUGGGACUCAUUUGGCUGUGACAAGGCACCCAGCCAGCCAGACAGCCAGUAUCUGUAGUGUGUACUUUACCAUAAUCCCCUCUCUGUCUGCCUGUCUGUCUGCCUGUCUGACACUACCUGUAGUAUACACUUUUCCUUAAACGCUCCUCUCUGUCUGUCUGCGAAAUGAUGUUGCUGUAAACAGCUCUGUGUGGUUGACUGAGAGGGUAACUAGAGGGAAUACCAUCACACGGUCUUGAACCGUGGAUUCCCCCCUGAACUAUAAACACUCUGACACUCUGUAUUGAGGAUUAACUUAUCUAUUAACACUUAUGCCAAGUGUCAGUACACUGAAGAGGUGAUUAUAUCGUUGACACAAAUUCCCUUCACCUGGUCCUGUUCUUGGUCUAUAGCAGGAUCUUGAGAGGGUUGUGGUCAUGUCACCAACUCUGGUUAGCUACUAGGGAUGUGCAUCUUUCCCUUUCAAGACGAUUCGAUACGUAUCUUGAUACAUGGGCUCUGAUACGAUACAGGAACGCUACAUUUGAGUUUGAGACAAUUCGGUGCGAUUCAGUUUGAUUAGAGAACAAAUCGCUACGAUUCGGUUCGACGGGAUAAGAUUUGAUGCACUAACAUUUGUUGCAUAAGCACAUUUAUUUUCCAUUCUAAAUUAAAAUCUGCUUCUGAUGGAGCUCAUGAGCUGGGCCUCUCUGAGCUGGAUCUGUCUGAGCUCACUUCUGUGUGUGUGUGUGUGUGUGUGUGUGUGUGUGUGUGUGUGUGUGUGUGUGUGUGUGUGUAAAUGAUGUAUGUACUCUGUAGGCACCUGAUCUGAGCCAUAAGGGAGACUAGGCAUCUACCACCAUCAGAUUAGGGGGGACAAUGUAGCCCAUGUUUUUUGUCCCCCAACAUUGGUUCUGAAAUCACCAUCACCCACUAAAUAACUUGUCAUUUUUUUAGAUUAAGUGUUUUAGAUAGUAAUGUAUGAAUAUUUAUCAUUUAGAAAUUAGCUAUGACAUAGCCAGUGAAUAUAUAGCACAACUUAGAAUUUCAACCUCAUCUCAAAAUCAAAUCGUUUUGACCGUUUGGAAGUUUUUAUGGAGUGAUCUUCUCUUCUCCUCUUGCUUUGGCCAUGCAGGGCACCUCGCAAAAAUAAUUGAUGUCAUCGUUAUGAAAUGAUCAACUAUACCGUGUAUAUCUUAAAAUGACCAUAUACGCUGAUUGUUUAAAGCAAAACUACCAAAACUAUUGCUGAUGUUGAACCUGAACAAUAAAAAUACAAUUGGUUGGAAGCCCCGUUCAGCAGUUAUAGCCAGAUGAGAGUUGUGUAUCCGGUAGCUUACAUUUACUCCUGUAAAACACACACACACACACAUAUAUAUAUACACACUACCAGUCAAAAGUUUGGACACACCUACUCAUUCAAGGGUUUUUCUUUAUUUUUACAAUUUUUUACAUUGCAGAAUAAUAGUGAAGACAUCAAAAUUAUGAAAUAACACAUAUGGAAUCAUGUAGUAACCAAAAAAGUGUUAAACAAAUCAAAAUAUAUUUUAUAUUUGAGAUUCUUCAAAUAGCCACCCUGUCAUGAUCGUCGAAAGGAUUGGACCAAUGCGCAGCGUGGAAUGCGAACAUCUUUUAUUUAUAUUUCACCACACGAACAAAAACAACAAAACGAUACGUGAAGUCCUUGGGUACAGACACAAACCAACACAGAACAAGAUCCCACAAUACACUGUGCCAAACAGGUUGCCUAAGAAUGGUUCCCAAUCAGAGACAACAAGCAACAGCUGAUUCACGUUGGCUCUGAUUGAGAACCACCUCGGCCAACAUAGAAACACAUGAACUAGAAACUGACACAAUGAACACAAAACAUAGACUCUACACACCAAGGCUCAACAUAAAAUAGUUCCUAGAGCCAGGGCGUGACAGUACCCCCCCCCAAAGGCGCGGACUGCGACCGCGCCAACAUAAACCGAACAGGGGAGGGCCGGGUGGGCAUUCCUCCUCGGAGGCGGAUCCGGCUCCGGGCGUGACCACCACCCUCUAAUAACCCCCCCGUAGUGCCCCUGGUCUGGUCUGGCCCCGCUGGCUGGAGCUGGACUGGACAUCGGUGGAGCGGAUUGCUUAGGCUCCGGUGUGGAGCAGCUGACCGGUACCUGACCAGGCACCGGCGAACCAGGCACGGGCUGUGCCAGACCGGGCUGACGAUGCGCACCACAGGCUUGGUGCGGGGAGCAGGAAUGGGCCGGACCGGGCUGACGACGCGCACUCCUGGCUUGGUGUGGGGAGCAGGAACGGGCCGGACCGGGCUGGCGACGCGCACCAUAGGCUUGGUGCGAGGGGCAGGAACAGGCCGGACCGGGCUGGCGAUGCGCAUCACAGGCUUGGUGCGAGGGACAGGAACAGGCCGGACCGCACUGGGAACACACACCACUGGCCUUAUACGGGGAUCAGGAACGGGCCGGACCGGACUGGCAACACACUUCAGUACCUCUCGCCGUGCCUCUACACUUUCCCUCCCUCUAAUCACCAAUGGCUCCCGUAACCCGGUGGCCUUCUCUCCUCGUCCACAAACUCGCCCUUUAUCUGCCUCCAGCAGCCCCGUCAUCCAUGCCAUGUGCCCCCCCCCUAAAAAUGUCUUAGGGUUGCCUCUCGCCUGUCCGACGACGACACUGUUGGCGCCGUACCUCCUCUCUCGCCAAGGCUUUAACCUUUGCCCAUGGUCCUCUAACCUCGAACAUGUCCUCCCAGGACCACCAUUGGCCCACCUGGGCCAUCGCCAACUUCUCCAUCUCCUUACCCGGCGUUAGCUCCAAAACACGCUGCUUGGUCCAGUAUUGGUGGGAUCUUCUGUCACGAUCGUCAUUUGAUGAAACGUGCCAAUGCGCAGCGUGGAAUGCGAACAUCUUUUAUUUAUAUUUCACCACACUAACAAAAACAACAAAACGAUACGUGAAGUCCUUGGGUACAUACACAAACCAACACGGAACAAGAUCCCACAAUACACUGUGCCAAACAGGUUGCCUAAGAAUGGUUCCCAAUCAGAGACAACAAGCAACAGCUGAUUCACGUUGCCUCUGAUUGAGAACCACCCCGGCCAACAUAGAAACACAUGAACUAGAAACUGACACAAUGACACAAAACAUAGACUCUACACACCGUGGCUCAACAUAAAAGAGUUCCUAGAGCCAGGGCGUGACACACCCUUUGCCUUGAUGACAGCUUUGCAAAUAUAAAAUAUAUAUUGAUUUUUUUAACACUUUUUUCAUAUGUGUUAUUUCAUAGUUUUGAUGUCUUCACUAUUAUUCUACAAUGUAGAAAAGAGUACAAAUAAAGAGAAACCCUUGAAUGAGUAGGUGUGUCCAAACUUUUGACUGGUAAUGCACAGUUGAAGUCGGAAGUUAUUUUUGUAUAGUGGUUGAAAAACGAUUUUUAAUGUCUCCAACCUAAGUGUUGGAAUCAUUAAAACUCGUUUUUCAACCACUCCACAAAUUUCUUGUUAACAAACUAUUGUUUUUGCAAGUUGGUUAGGACAUCUACUUAAGUAAGUAAUUUUUCCAACAAUUGUUUACAGACAGAUUAUUUCACUUAUAAUUAACUGCAUCACAAUUCCAGUGGGUCAGAAGUUUACAUACACUAAGUUGACUGUGCCUUUAAACAGCUUGGAAAAUUCCAGAAAAUUAUGUCAUGGCUUUAAAUGCUUCUAAUAGGCUAAUUGACAUCAUUUGAGUCAAUUGGAGGUGUACCUGUGGAUGUAAUUCAAGGCCUACCUUCAAACUCAGUGCCUCUUUGCUUGACAUCAUGGGAAAAUCAAAAGAAAUCAGCCAAGACCUCAGAAAACAAUUGUAGACCUCCACAAGUCUGGUUCAUCCUUGGGAGCAAUUUCCAAAUGACUGAAGUUACUACGUUCAUCUGUACAAACAAUAGUACGCAACUAUAAACACCAUGGGACCACGCAGCCGUCAUACCGCUCAGGAAGGAGACGCGUUCUGUCUCCUAGAGAUGAACGUACUUUUGUGCGAAAAGUGCAAAAACAAUCGCAGAACAACAGCAAAGGACCUUGUGAAGAUGCUGGAGGAAACAGGAACAAAAGUAUCUAUAUCCACAGUAAAACAAGUCCUAUAUCGACAUAACCUGAAAGGCCGCUCAGCACGGAAGAAGCCACUGCUCCAGAACCGCCAUAAAAAAAGCCAGACUACGGUUUGCAACUGCAUAUGGGGACAAAGAUCGUACUUUUUGGAGAAAUGUCCUCUGGUCUGACGAAACAAAAAUAUAACUUUUUGGCCAUAAUGACCAUCGUUAUGUUUGGGGGGAAAAGGAGGAGAGCUUGCAAGCCGAAGAACACCAUCCCAACCGUGAGGCACGGGGGUGGCAGCAUCAUGCUGUGGGGGUGCUUUGCUGCAGGAGGGAUUGGUGCACUUCACAAAAUAGAUGGCAUCAUGAGGGAGGAAAAUGAUGUGGAUAUAUUGAAGCAACAUCUCAAGACAUCAGUCAGGAAGUUAAAGCUUGGUCGCAAAUGGGUCUUCCAAAUGGACAAUGACCCCAAGCAUACUUCCAAAGUUGUGGCAAAAUGGCUUAAGGACAACAAAGUCAAGGUAUUGGAGUGGCCAUCACAAAGCCCUGACCUCAAUCCUAUAGAAAAUGAGUGGGCAGAACUGAAAAAGGGUGUGCGAGCAAGGAGGCCUACAAACCUGACUCAGUUUCACCAGGUCUCUCAUGAGGAAUGGGCCAAAAUUCACCCAACUUAUUGUUUGAAGCUUGUGGAAGGCUACCCGAAACGUUUGACCCAAGUUAAACAAUUUAAAGGCAAUGCUACCAAAUACUAAUUGAGUGUAUGUAAACUUCUGACCCACUGGGAACGUGAUGAAAUAAAUAAAAGCUGAAAUAAAUCAUUCUCUCUACUAUUAUUCUGACAUUUCACAUUCUUAAAAUAAUGUGGUGAUCCUAACUGACCUAAGACAGGGAAUCUUUACUAGGAUUAAAUGUCAGGAAUUGUGAAAAACUGAGUUUAAAUGUAUUCGGCUAAGGUGUAUGUAAACUUCAGAUUUCAACUGUAUAUGUUUUUGUACGAUUUUAUUUUAUUGUUUAGAAACAAUACAAAACGACAACAUCAUACAAACAUCAACUACAUCACACCUGCCCACACCCACUAGCGCAUACCCCAUCUCCAGCGUCCGCAUCACUUUCCGCCACAUGGCCUGAAACUUCACCAUUUUGUUUCUCUCCGUAGCCCACGCACUUUCAAUAUUUAAAUAAUAAAUCAUUAUAUUUUUCCAUUGUGUUAGUUAAUGAUGGCGGAUUGAUUGAUAUCCAAGUUUUUAGUGUACGUUUUUUCAAGAUGAGUGAUGAGAAGAGAAUCGUCCAACCCGUCGGAAAUCUCACUACAUCCCCAUAUGCCAUAUCUUGAAGUAUGCAGACAGAUGGAUGAAAAGUAUGUUUACAUUUGUAAUACUUCUGACAGCCAACUUGCUACCUCCGCCCACAACUUCCGGACUAAAUAGCACUAACAGAAAGCAUGGAUUAUUGAGUCAUUGUUUGUUUUACACUGAAGACAUGACUCUGCCGUUGUGCUGUAAAACACUAUUUUCAACAGCACAUAGAUGGCAAAUGACAAGGUGGUCACUCAACUAAUGAAGCCUAAUAUCACGCAAGCCAUUUGAGCAUUUUAGGCCGCCUACCUCGCGUUGGUCAUCGCGCAAAGCUAGGCACAGUGCACAAUUUGACUAGGCUACUGAUAGUGCCUGGGGUUGUUCGGCAAAAUGACUUGUAGAGCAAUGACUGUCAACACAGUUACAUGCAGUUCGACACUGAAGGAGAGAGUGCAUCAGUUGUCACCAAAGGUAGAAGGUAGAAAUUAUUUAAUAAUAGCAAAAAAAAAUUGUGAACCGGCGAUUCAUAACGUUUGAAUCGAUUUUCUGACCGAUGCAUGCUCCAUUUGGAUCGGUUUGGGGUCUGCGGACCUUGUAUCUUAAACAUUUAAAUAGGGGACCGAUGCGUAUUGGUGAAUCCUAACACCCCUAUUAGCUACCUGCUCCUAGACCAAGACAGUUACAGAUUGUGCAGGCUUUUAUUCCAGCCCAGUGCUAAAACACAUGAUUCACAUGAUCUACUACUCAUCAAAACCAAGAUGAGUUGAAUCAGGUGCUUUAGUGCAGGGCUGGAAAAAAAGCCUGCACUCUUAGUUAAAUGUAUGUCCCUUAAGGGUCAGAGAAUAGUGUACAGGGGAUGUGAAAUGUGAAGGGUAUGAGAGGAUAGGAAAGGAGGUGUCAGAUGCUACAGUACAUCAUGUACGUGUUACCUGCUCCUAGACCUAGACAGUUACAAGGUGUGCAGACAUGUUCACUAGUGUGAAGGGUAUGGGCUAGGGUUGAACAUUUUCCCAGUAUUUUACAAAUGUUCCAUCCUGAGAAUAAAUCACUUUUCUCCCGGGUAACCCGGUAUUUCCCACCAAAACCAGAAGUGUCAUUCAAAAACAUUAUAAUGCGUAUAAACUUGUCUGGAUUUGAUUCGAGCUUUGAUCAGCAUGAACAUUCAAACCUGAUUCUACCUGAGCCUGAUGAGCCAUAUAUUAAAUACAUUUUAUGAACCCUACAUUAACGACAUUUUAUGAGCCCAAUCCCAAAAAAGCCCAAAUGAUUGUGCCAUUAUCCAAUACAUGUAGCACAGCCUAUGAUACAGGCUGCUGCACAUUACGCAAGACAGAAAAACAUAAAAGCCCAUAGAUGUAGCUAGCUAUAUGCUCUCUUGGGUAAAUAAAUGGAACUAGCUCCAGUAGGCUAAUCUUUAUGAGUGUGAACUGUAUUACAGUACUGUAUUGUAUUAUACUGUAUUAUAUGGACUGGAAUUACGUACAUCAUUCAAACCAUGAUAAAGCAGGGAGAGAACAUGCGUUUCUGGUGCAGCACAUGCGACCUACAAAGUUACAAGUAUAGGCUAGUGAAUUUGUUUUUAAUUUUGAAAUAUAAUAGGGCCUAUUUGUAUAAUUAGUAAGCUGACGCAUAUAUACCUUUCAUAAUAUUUCCCCUAACGUUAUUAGCCUACCUCCUCUUUCUCUCUCUAUUUUUGCUUCAUUCCUUCCUCACUUUCAACAAUUAAAUGAAAUAAGUUUCCUUAUCUUCAUCAUUCUAAUAACUUCCUUGAAUAAUAUAGAACUAGAAUUUCAGCCUCUUUGAAUAGUCUAUUGGUAUAAGAAAUGCUAAAACAAAUAAUGUCCAGCAAACUAUUAUAGUCUAGCUUUUUCUGCAUGGGACUCCAAGAGCUAAGGAGCAACAACGAUAUUCGAGUGAUACGAUGUUUUAAAACCCUGCAGCUGCAUAAACAAAAAUAUAUAAUCUUUACAAUGAAAAACAAGGUGAUCCCCGAAAGCCAGAUGGAGAUGGGUAAAUUAGACGCGCAUUCGGUCUUUAUAUUAGUGUAGCAUAGGCUAUUCUGCAGCAAAUGUAGGCCUACCUGUCACAAGAAAGAAAGUUACCAUGAUGAGAGAUGAUAGGUCUACAUGCAUUGUGAAAUGCGCUCCAUACUGAGAUGGGUCUGUCCCCACCCUGAGCGUUGAUUCAUCAUGCAGAGGCCAUAGAGAAGCCAGAUUUAGACAUUGCAUAUCAUUUAACAGUUCCAUUUCAUGCCAUGCUGUUCAUAUAAAUAAUGUAUUAUAAUUUACCAGUUUCUUGCAGUAUUUAUCCUGGGAAAAGGGAGUGGUUUUGGGCGAUAAAUCCCACUAACCAGGUUCCCGCCAUUCAACCCUGGUAUGGGUAACGUGCCACCGCGUCAGACAGUGCAACCUCAUAACACAGACACCUACCCUACAAGUCUACAGUACAUAAACUCAGACUUCUAGGAUUUUCCGAUGGCUGGCUGUUUUGCCCUCUGGCUAAUUCCCCUUAAUCCUGUUGAUUUUGGCCAACAGUGUGAAGCCAUCCACUUGAGAGUUGUGUGCAACAUCAACAAAGCCCCGGUUUUUAUUGAUAACACCAGUUGGUAGAUUUAUGAGGUGAAUGGCUUGGUGUUCUGUACGGCGUUAACAAACACUCCCUUGUAAAAGUCAGGCCCUAAAAGUCUGACAGACAGGAGUAAGACCUAAGGGCAGACAGGCACACACGUAUGAGCGCUAGCAUGCACGCACGUACAUGCACACACACUGCAGACAUCAGAGGGACAAAAUGUUGCCUUAAGGCCGUGUGUGUGUGUGUGUGUGUGUGUGUGUGUGUGUGUGUGUGUGUGUGUGUGUGUGUGUGUGUGUGUGUGUGUGUGUGUGUGUGUGUGUGUGUGUGUGUGUGUGUGUGGUGUGUGUGUGUGUGUGUGUGUGUGUGUGUGUGUGUGUGUGUGUGUGUGUGUGUGUGUGUGUGUGUGUGUGGUGUGUUUGUUUAGGGUGGCUAAUAUGCUCUAGUCUAGUGAAAAUAUCCCUUAUGUCUGUAUGGUCUAUGUCAGGGAGACCUAACAGUCUGGUGUACUAUAUACAAGACUGGAAAUAUAACUCUGUAUGUCCCUUGUCUUGUCUGGAAUAUGUGAUAUUUAUUUACACUGUGAUUUAUUCCCUCUUUGUUUAUUUCGAGCAGUUAAACAGUAUGACUUUGUAUAUGGGCAUCUCCUAAUGGAACAGGACAAAGUUGUCCUAGAAAAUAAAUAAAUAUGACAAACUACAACAAUGGAAAACUGUAUUUAUAGAGCACAACUACUACCAAUGCAGCACAAAGUGAUUAGCCGUGGAUUAAAAGCUUACUUUAAAAAAAAACUUUUCCACAGCUAAUUAUUUCAUCAUUAUUUUGUGAACUAUAUAAAGCAGCUCUUAAAGGGACAAUCCGAAGUUGAAACAAUAACACUGUGGCAUCCCCACCCCUGUUUCGGUGAAAAGCUGAGGGCUGUGAUUGGAGAAAUGUAAGCACUCUCAAAUUCAUAGAUAGAGCAAGGGAUGCUAGGACUGAGCAUCCAUGAUAUCACAAUUAUAGUUUUUUGAGGCUAUACAGUGUUUGUUGACAUUUACUUUGUUUAUAAACAUUGGAGUAAAACAAGCUCCUAUUUUGGGUUCUGAUGGGGUGUGACAGAUGAACUAAGCUCAUGGGGCAUGUAUCAAUCGGAACAUAUCAUUAAUUAAUAAGUCAAAAAAUUGAUGUUGCAACUGCAGAUUGCCCCUUUAAGUCCUCUCUGGUGUGUGAGAGUGUUUCUUAGGUGUCAGUAAGUCAGUUAGUCUUUGGAGCUUAUUAAUGGCUUCCGUAGGAAACUCUCUUCCUUCAGAAAUAGCCUGGUGAUUGACUUCUUAACAUCCUCAUUGUGACAUCGACUCUACAGGAGUUGCACAACUUUUCCCCUCCUAUUCAUAGAAGUGAUAGCAGAUGUCAAUACAACUCUAUCUAUCCCACAAAUGUACUUGUGACGACAUUACUCUCAUGUAUAUCAGCUCUAACCUUAAAAAAACAAAACACUUUCUCUGAAGCUAUCUCUCAAUGUAUACACCAAGUUAUCUGUGUGACAUUUUAUGGUCUUGUUUAAGUAACGUAAUCCCAGUUAACCCAGAACUAUGCGGAACAGAUAGUCUUUCCAUGGAGAGAUUAGAAGUGAUAUGACUCAGUAGUCACACACACCUGGUGUCAAGUAGACAUAACCCCUGUUCUUAGAAGGAAGUCAUUUUCCUGAAAUGCACAUACACACGGAACAUGUCUGUUUAUCAGGUGUGUGAUUGUCUACCAUCACUCUACGCAUUCCAUCAGCUCUGGCUUAGUGUGUGUCUCAUUCUGGAAGCACUGCUCCUAGGAAUUAGGGAGCUCUGCAGGGAGAUCAGAGUAGAGUGAGCUAAACAUACACAUGUAUUUACCAUCACAUUUAUUUACUAGUAUUUUAUUCCUGUCUUUAUAUAAUGGGUUGUUAUGUGAUGACAUACAGAUGGGAGCUGUCAGUGAGCACACUACAACAUGACCUCCAGUAGUAGUGAUCUAUGAUAUUACUGACACAGGCCUACCUCAGACCUGGGGUUAAAGUUCUCCGUCACGGUGACGGAUUUCUAUCAUAUGGAUGACAUGAGAGGUUUGAGGAAUAAUUAUUAUUUGGGGUUAAAAAAACACUCCAGGACACAAUUUAACGUCUAAAACUAGAUAAAGUAUUUUCUAAUAACUGCGCUUUUUCUUGCACGCAAAUUGAUUUUGACGAACAAAUCGGUCAUAAAAAAAAAAUCUGUGCGGCCCUCGAUUUCAAAAUCUCAAUAUGGCCCUUGAGCUGAGAUUGACUUACGUUUCAGUUCUGAGAUUUUUUUUGCUUUAGCCCAUGAGCCUCAGACCCUCGUGUGAUCUUUCUCUCCUCUUUGCUCCCUUUCUCUCUCUCUCUCUCUCUCUCCGCUCCCUCUCUGCUCUCUCUCGCCGCGCCCUCUCUGCUUUUCCUCUCUCCACUCCUCUGCUCUCUCUCUUUUCCUCCUCCCCCUCCCCUUCCAGUCUCUGCAGCAGCAGAGAGGAUCAGGUUCAUCCUGGGUGAGGAGGAUGACGGCCCCCCGCCCCCUCAGCUCUUCACUGAGCUGGACGAACUGCUGGCCGUCGAUGGACAGGAGAUGGAGUGGAAGGAGACAGCCAGGUGAGCAGUCAUCUAUACACGUGCAUAUGGUGUACUGUACGCACACAUAUGCACUAUACUCGCGCAUACACGCAAGCAUGCAUACACACACACACACACACACACUGACUCUUUCCUUUAGUUGGAGACUCGGUCAGUAAAUCACUGUCGCUCAUGUGCGUCUGUUAAAAUGUCAUGGCUUUACACGGUUAACCCCCUUGGACCUUGGGCCAUCAAGGCUUAGGAACGUUAACCCCCUUGUCACCAACACACACCCAGCUGUGGUAUAUCGCAGUAGCGGGUGUGUGUAUAGAUGUAAGCGUGAGUAGGGGAGUGUUCGUGUGUGUACAUGAAUUAGGGCUGGGAAUUGCCAGGGACCUUACGAUAUUAUCAUGAUAUUUAGGUGUCGAUAAGAUAUGUAUUGCAAUUCGAUACUGCGCUUGUAUUGCGAUUUGAUGUGCCAAAUAUAUUGCUCACUAGGCUAUACACAUUAAGAACACUUGCUCUUUCCAUGACAUAGACUGACCAGGUGAAUCCAGGUGAAAGCUAUGAUCCCUUAUUGAUGUCACUUGUUAAAUCCACUUCAAUCAGUGUAGAUGAAGGGGAGGAGACAGGAUAAAGGCUAUUUAAGCCUUGAGACAAUUGAGAUAUGGAUUGUGUAUGUAUGCCAUUCAGAGGGUUAAUGGGCAAGACAAAAGAUUUAAGUGCCUUUGAGCGGGGUAUGGUAGUAGGUGCCAGGCACACCGGUUUGAGUGUGUCAAGAACUGAAACGCUGUUGGGUUUUUCACACUCAACAGUUUCCCGUGUGUAUCAAGAUUGGUCCACCACCCAAAGGACAUACAGCCAACUUGACACAACUUUGGGAAGCAUUGGAGUCACAUUGGGCCAGCAUCCCUGUGGAAUGCAUUUGACACCUUGUAGAGUCCAUGCCCUGACAAAUUGAGGCUGUUCUGAGGGCAAAAGGGUGGGGGGGGCAACUCAAUAUUAGGAAGGUGUUCUUAAUGUUUUGUACACUCAGUGUAUAUCUGCUGCAGAGACACCAGAGAGAGCACGGGAAAAUUAGUUUUCAUCAGUCAUGAAAAUAAAAGUGCUGAAAACAUGUUGGCUCACUAUUGAAGAUGGAGAACAAGCUAUAGGAUGAAAAAUACCGGAGUUUUAGUGCAGGUACAGCCAAUUAGCGCUAACGCUACCCAACAAAUUAUUAUAUAUGUUAUUAUUUAUUUAUUUAUUGAUACUUGGAGUUGAAGUAUCGAUAUAUUAUUGUCCAAAAUAAUAUUACGAUAUGUAACGGUAUGAUUCCCCCCACCCCCCAUCACUAACAUGAAUUCCUGCGCAGGAUAAUAGUGUGUCCUCCAGUGAACUCCUUGCCCACUCUUAUCUGGAUGAACAACACUGCACUGUUCCCUAAGUGAACCCUGAACACAACCUCAGUUACCUACCAUGUGAUCUUCUUUCUGGACAGGCAUCAGAGUAGGAGUGCUGAUUUAGGAUACAUUAUGCCUUUUACAGAUGUAGGAUUUUAAUUUGAUCACUCUUUUGUGGCUUUACAUUUUCCUGUUGGUGUAGGGUUAUUUUCCUGCUGUAGCAAACUGGCUCAAAUAAAGAUCCUACAUUUGUAGAUCACAAUGAUUAAGAUUACAAGGACGGGGGGGGGGACCUGAUCCAACAUCAGUAUUAGUACUCUGAUACGCUUAAUACAUAUGGCCCAAAGUUUUGACCCUAAGGGCCCUGGUCAAAAGUAGUGCACUAAAUAGGGAAUAGAGUGCCAUUUUGGACGCAGCCAUAGUAAUGAAAGAGCCAAAUACAUCAGUCGUUUUUACUAGCAGCAGUGAGUUCCUGGUAGGCUCAUAGUGACAAACAGACAGACAGAUGGAGACAGUAAUAGCAUUACUGUUAGGUACUUGCAGGUGGAGAUGGAGGAAAUGCCUUGGCAGGGAAUGGACAUUCUCUUUAAGGGAAACAAAUCUCUGCUUUAUACAUGUCAAUACACCUCAGUGAGUUUCAGUAGUAGGCCUAUCUAUUAUCACACACCCACACACUGAUACACACACCCUAUCAUUCACUCUUUCUCGCUCUCUCUCUUGCUCCCCGCUCUCUCUCUCUCGCCCCCACCCUCUCUCUUUCUCUGUCUCUCUCUCUCUCUCUCUCUCGCCCCCUCUCUCCUCUCUCUCUCUCUCUCUCUCUCUCUCUCCUCUCUCUCUCUCUCUCUCCUCUCUCUCUCUCUCUCUGUCUUCUGUCUGUCUGUCUGUCUGUCUGUCUGUCUCUCUCUCUCUCUCUCUCUCUCUCUCUCUGUUUCUCCCUUUCUUUCUCACCUUACCACUCACUGACAGAUACAUGUACACACGUACUGACAGAUACAUGUACACACGUACUGAAAGAUACAUGUACACACGUACUGAAAGAUACAUGUACACACAUACUGACAGAUACAUGCUCCUUUACCCAUUCACUUAGAACCUCCAAUAAACCCCUGCUGUAAUACUUGAGUUGAGAGUGCCUUGAGUUUCUUAGCCUUAGUUCAAACACUGCUCUAUCGCCACUCCGAACAAAAAAAAAGAUGUCACUCUUUGGAAGAGCAGGGAUAGAGUGCCGUCUGAAACAUUGCAGUGCGCCUCGUCUGACUUUUGACGAUAGUUCGGCAGCCUCUGCCUCUCUUUCGGUGCGGUGCAGGUGAAGCAUGCCUGUGUUUCAUGCAGCGAGCCAGAGCAGUUCUUCCACUGUCGGGAGAAAUGGUAAUGCAUAUUAUUAUAUGAUAAUUGAAUGCAAAUAAAGGUUCUGUCGUAGUCGGCCGCGACCGGGAGACCCAUGGGGCGGCGCACAAUUGGCCACAUUCCCUCCCCUACCCUGGACGACGCUAGGCCAAUUGUGCGCCGCCCCAUGGGCCGACUACGACAGAACCUUUAUUUGCAUGCAAUUAUCAUAUAAUAAUAUGCAGGGAUGUAGCUCAGUUGGUAGAGCGUGGCGUUUGCAACGCCAGGGUUGUGGGUUCGAUUCCCACGGGGGGCCAGUAUAAUUUAUUAUAAUUUUUUUAUUAUGCACUCACUAACUGUAAGUCGCUCUGGAUAAGAGCGUCUGCUAAAUGACUAAAAUGUAAAAAUUUUAAAAAUGUUGAUUUCUACCACACCCACAACGGAAGCACAGUCAUGGCCUCAGAUUAGUAGGUGAGGCUAAGGCUCAUGGUUAGUGUAGUUUUUGGUGUUCUUUGAAACCAGGAAAUGACGGUAAAAACAUCACUUCUCAACACAGCGGUUGAAACAUUCAUAACCGAUGGGCAAUACAUCAACAUACAAAUUGAAUGUCUACGUUGCACAGUAGGCCUAAUAUCGCUAACAGAUCUCAUGGUUUAUUUUAGGGAUGAGGAGACUCUUCCUGAUUCCUUAGUACAUGUUACGUUAACCGAGACACAUGAAACCAAUCAUAUUCACAGUUUCAAACAUUAACUUCAGCACUGCACAGGUGUGUGAAUCAUCUUUAUUUGUCUUUUUAGUGCAAUAAACUUGAUGGUUUCUUUAACACAAGAGGUCGGUGUUAUGCCUGAAUUUGACCCAAAACCAACGAGGAAGUCUGCAGCGGUUGUAUGAAACCAAUCAGUAUGUCAAGCAAAGCUCUCAACCGUGCCAGCCCACUCUUAAUUUCUAUAAGUUCGGCGUCUGAACUUUGCGUUAGAAAAGUUCUGUCCACCCCCAAACUCCCUGUGGGGUCCAGCUCCCUGUCCCUGUCUCUCCCUCCCCUUCCCUCAUCCCCACCUCCCCUUUCUACAUCCCCUUGCCUCCCCUGAGGCCCGUCUCCUCUCCCCUCCAGAGGCCUGAAUGGAGGUGAGGCAGGGGGUUUAGGCAGGGGAGGCGGGGCGAGGUUAGUUGAGGCAGGUGGAGCAUGAGUUAUGACCAUAGGGACACUCUAUAUCACCCUCGGAAGCCCGAAACCCGAUCCCCUCACCCCCUCCUGGACCAGGUGAAUAGCUCUUUGUUAUGGAGAAAUUAGAGGAAUUCUAAAGGGACAAACCUCUCGCCAUCAAGGCUCUGACUGCCACAGUGUGUGUGUGUGUGGUCCUUGUCUUAGUUCAGAGACUGGUAUUUUAACAUGCUUGAUGUGUACGGUUACUUGGCAAUGGAAAGAACCACGUUCAAUAUGUACAUGUACAGGAUUUGUAUUGCGUCGUCCUCAUCCCCUGCUAUUUUCCAUGAACAGUGAUGAAUGCAUAACAUUGAGGGGUUGUUUUGUAAAUAAAAAAAAUUAUCCUUCAUUUCUCUUUCUCAAUCUAUUUCUCUCUCUCUAGGUGGAUAAAGUUUGAGGAGAAGGUGGAAAAGGGAGGAGAGCGUUGGAGUAAGCCCCACGUGGCCACCCUGUCCCUUCACAGUCUGUUUGAGCUGAAGACCUGUAUUGAGAAAGGCACCAUCCUGCUGGACCUGGAGGCCUCCACUCUACCACAGGUGGUCGGUAAGACAACUACGCUUCCCAUAAGCCCCGGCAUCUCACUGCACCAGGACACGCAAAAACAUCAGUCAGUGUCUGUCUGACUGUGAAGUGCUUUUAAAAUUGGGACAUUCCAAAACAGUGCUCUUUGAAACCAAGUGUCCUCAAUAUUGACAUUCUCUUCAUCCCCUUUUCCCCCCCUCUCUCUGUCCCCCCUCUCUCUGUCCCCCCCUCUCUCUGCCCCCCCCUCUCUGUCCCCCCUCUCUCUAUCCCCCCUCUCUCUGCCCCCCACUCUCUCCCCCUUCUCUCUGUCCCCCCCUCUCUCUGUCCCCCCUCUCUCUGCCCCCCACUCUCUCCCCCUUCUCUCUGUCCCCCCCCCUCUCUCUGUCCCCGCCUCUCUCUGUCCCCCCCUCUCUCUGUCCCCCCUCUCUCUGUCCCCGCCUCUCUCUGUCCCCGCCUCUCUCUGUCCCCGCUCUCUCUGUCCCCCCCUCUCUCUGUCCCCGCUCUCUCUGUCCCCCCCUCUCUGUCCCCCCCUCUCUCUGCCCCCCUCUCUCUGUCCCUCCCCCUUUCUCUGCCUCCCCUCUCUGUCCCCCCCUCUCUCUGUCCCCCCUCUCUCUGUCCCCGCUCUCUCUGUCCCCCCCUCUCUCUGUCCCCCCCCCUCUCUCUGCCCCCCCCCCCCUCUCUGUCCCCCCCCCUCUCUCUGUCCCCCCCUCUCUCUGUCCCCCCCUCUCUCUCUGUCCCCCCCCCUCUCUCUGUCCCCGCUCUCUCUCUGUCCCCGCUCUCUCUGUCCCCGCUCUCUCUGUCCCCCCUCUCUCUCUGCCCCCCUCUCUCUGUCCCCGCUCUCUCUGUCCCCCCCUCUCUCUGUCCCCCCUCUCUGUCCCCCCUCUCCCUCUCUCAGAGUUGAUCACUGACAACCAGAUCGAGAUCGGUCAGCUGAAGGCCGAGCUGAAGGAUCAGGUCAUGUACACGUUGCUACGAAAACAUCGUCACCAGACCAAGAAGUCCAACCUGCGCUCCCUUGCCGACAUCGGCAAGACGGUGUCCAGUGCAAGUAGGCUGUUUUCCAACCAAGACCAGAACGGUAAUGCAGAUGCCAGUUUGGUGCAGUCUUUUAUUUUUUCUCCUUACCAUCUACUUCCUACCCUAUCCCAAUAAGUUCUACCAAUCACAUCUACCAUGAUUGAUUUUUCCCUCUGGUGGACUUUGUCAUCAAUUCUAUAGGAUAGGGUGUAGUGUAUGAUCAACAUUAUGGGCCAUCAUUUGAUUGCAGUAAAGAUGUUAUAGGUACAUAUAUCUAGGUGGUUAUAGACUGAACUAUUAACAAUGUGAAUUUGCCUGGCAAGAUUCCUGUAACUCUUCGUGUCGAUGCUUUUUUUUCCUUCUAAAUACUACAAUCUCCAAAAUGGAUUCAGACUUUACAGCAUGUGAUUUAAUUAUUUAUCAAAACCAUAACUGCUUGGAUAGCCACUCACAAUAAUAUGGUACUGCACUUUGAAGUGUGUGAGAUUGUUCUUGUUCUGUCUAUCCUCUAACUGCACUCUUUACUCUCCUGCACAGACUAACAUUCUCUACACUGUCUUUGUGGGAAAAGUCUCAUCAAUUAUUUUAUUUAUUGUAUUUAGUGGAAAAAGGAAGGAAGGACGGAAGGAAGGAAGGAAGGAAGGAAGAAGGACGGAAGGACGAAGGAAGGAAGGAAGGAAGGAAGGAAGGAGGAUAGGCCAGGACGGAAGGAAGCGGACGGAAGUAAAAAACGCGAUAGCAGGACUCUCUCCGCGAAGUCUUCUCGCGAGAUGCGCCUCUCUGUCUAUAUCUCUCUAUCUCUUCUCUCUAUCUCUCGCUCUCUCUAUCUCUCUCUCUCUCUUCUCUCUCUCUCUCUCUCUCUUGGGAUGGCUCUGUUCUACACUAAGACGCGUCCCCAUGAACAGUCCCCAGUCCCAAUUUUGUGCCGUUAUGCAACCAGAGCUUUUGGCCCCUGAGGAACCGAUCGAGGAGGUCCCAAAGGAGCUCCAGCAUGCAAUACAUCAGUAAGUCAGGUUAUAAUGCAUUUAUAACACAUGGGAUACCUUAGUAAGUCAGGUUAUAACACAUAUGGCACAAGGGAUGCCUGUGUAAGUCAGGCUGGCUAUAAUGCAUUAUAACCAGGGAUUGGAACCAAAGUUAUUUUCCUAUUGUUUCGUUCUGAACAGAACCACAAUUUUUUUUCAUUUUGUUCCACUGUUCCGACUAGCAAAAUAAAGUUCUGAACUGGUUCGAACCCCCAAAAAGUUCCAGUUUAUAUUGUUCCUUUCUGUUCCUUUUUUAAACUCUGAAAUCACGUUUUUACAUUUAGCUCAUUAAAUGACUUCACCAAUCAGUGCAGAUAGAGCAGACAAGCUAGUUGUUUACAUGCUUGAUGGGCAGCUUGUUAGUUAGCUAACAAGCUUGUGUGUGCAGAGCGGUACCAGAAUUAAAAACACGUCUUACCUUUUUGUCAUUACUAAAUCCAAUGUGAAAUGUAAUAACUAGGCCUAUAGUAUCCUUAACUAGCAUUAAAAAAGUGUAUCCAUUCUUCUCUAGCUAAUUCAAAAUCUCUCUAUCUUCUAAAUCAAGCUUGUAACGUCAGUACAGUAGCCAUACUUGGGAUGGGGGGGGGGGGGGGGGGGGGGGGGCAGGUAGCUUAAACAUGCACAGGCAAAGAUUAUCAUCUUGCAGGCAGACACUGGAAUACGUUUCUGAGGGCUUUGCAUAGGCGCUUUGUUGUGUUUUGUUGUGGGACUAGAAAAAAAUGCCUGGAACGUAAAGUAAUGUUAUUAACUGGUUCCCAUGCUUUUAAAAUAACGGUUCUGUUCCCUGAACCGGUUCCAUCCCCUGAAUAUAAUAUUAUAAUGCAUUAUAAUAUACCCUUGUGUGGGAUACUUUUGCAAGUGGGUUAAAAAACAAUACAACACUCUAACAUGGACAUUUUUCGGGAUGCCUGUGUCAGUCAUACGCAAAUAAUGCAAUACAACACUCUAAAACAUGGAUAUUUUUCAGUAAGUCAGGUUAUAAUGCAUUAUAACACCCUAGUGUGGGAUACCCGUGUAAGUCAGGUUAUAAUAGUCAUAUAACAUAGUCUAUAACAGGUCAUAACACAUACCUUGACAAUAGUCUAUGUGCUUAUUUGCGAUCCAAACUCAUAUUGCUGAUAUUAGCAUUAAUGACUGAAAACAAUACUCUCAUGGGAUAUCACUAUCAGUCCACUAUUUUUGGAUGAUUUUUUUAUACGACUGCAUCAAACAGCAUCCAAGUCACAGUCCAUCAUGCCCAGAGAAAUAGUAAACAACCAACUAGCUAAUGUAGACCCGACUCGACUAUUGACCAACUUUGUCAGGUUAAGAGAACUGAUACUGUAAGUCGCUCUGGAUAAGAGCGUCUGCUAAAUGACAAAAAAAAAAAAAAAAAAAAAAAAAAAAAAAAAAAUACUGCUGGCUAAAAGAGGGUAAAGAAAGAUGGCUAUCUCUCCCACUCUCCCACUCGCCCACCAACCCCACCAUAGACUACAAAUAAGACUGUGUCCGUGCCCUCUCUCUGCAUUACUGUGUCAGUGAGUGAUCAGUUGGCAUCAGAUCAGAGAUGGACAGGGCAUGGCAGUGGGAGAUUUCAGUCAGUAGAUCUCAUCCACUGCAGCUGGCAUCGGCCCUAAAGCUUAACUAAGCCCUGGCUGCCUUCCACAUUUAUAUUAGGACUUCUGAAGUUUCUGUUCCUAUUUUCUAGUUUCUCUUCAUCUCCUUCUCCUUCUCUGAGAUCAGUCUAAUCUAUCUGGGAUUUUGUCUUUUCUGGGACUUGUGCUUUACCUUUCAUCUCAGUGACUUUGUUGGAGCCCAGGGUCGUGUUCAUUAGGCACCAAACGGAAGAAAACCGCCUGAAACAAGGAGGGACUACCUGGUCCAAUAAGAAACACUCACAUCCGUUUCAGAGCGCUUUAAACCAUUUGACUGUUUUGUGCCCUAAUGAACACGGUGACUGCUCUCAGUCCUGGUCUUUGAGCUCUGACCUCUGACCCCACAGGUAGCCCAGCCACGACCCAUCGGAACCUGACCUCCAACAGCCUCAACGACUUCUCUGACCAACCAGAUAGAGACCAGGUGAGGAUAUUGUUGUGUGUGUGUCUGUGUUUGGGCACUCUAAAUUUCAACUCCUGCUCUAACACUAUGCAGGGUCAAGGAGUGGGCACAGUGUGUGUGUUUGUGUGUGAUGGAGUGUGUUUCUAGGGGUGUGUGGCCUUGCUCGACUGAUAAAGCCUACGAGCCUAACACACAAAGAUAAGAGCCCUGACACUCUCUCUUAAGUGUUUGGUACCAAUGUUGCCACUCCUCGUGAAGUCUGCUGAAACCAGUACACAGACACAGUAACUAACUCCCGGAACAGUAGCUAAUUUGUCAAGUUGCUCUGGCGUUUGAUAAAACACCAUGACCUUGCUUAGUUGAUCAUCUCCUCACCCGAGGUCUCUGGAUGUUUAGGUUUUUUGCAUUUCACUGGGACUAAGUAGUACGUCAGAGUCCCAUUUAGGCCUUCAUUUGAAUAUAGCGGCGUAUUGACCUAAAGUGAAUGGCUGGUAUGCAUUCACCAGUUGCACAGAGGUCAGUCUUUUCUGUUGCUACCGUGUUACAUUCUCAUUAAAUAGACUUGUGGUUAAAGUGUAUAACAGCAAUGAACAGAAGGGACUUUAUUAUCUGUCCUUCAUCAUACUGCUUGUGAGUUAGUGAGUCACAGAGUGAUAAAUACGCUUUAAUCUGUUUCUAAAGACGCUACGAGCUGCAGUGUUCCCACACAAUACAGCAUGCAAUGCCUAUGUGCUGGGGACGGGCUGUACUGUGCGGCCCCAUUUCAUUCAUGAAACUGUGUACAACUUUGGAGCAUGUGAAAUGUCCAUUGUUAGAGUACCUUUACUGCUCUUCUCAUUCUACUCUGAUAAGGACAGUCCUUUCAAGCACUGUGUCUUUUCAAUAGAGCAACACAUCAGAUGUGUGUCAAGGCUAGGAUUUCAUUGCCUUCUUUCUCGCUCUCUGUUCAACUGUCUAUCUCUCCCCUCUCUCUUGCCUCUCUCUCUCUCUCUCUCUCUCUCUCUCUCUCUCUCUCUCUCUCUCUCUCUCUCUCUCUCUCUUCAUCUCUCUUUCUCCUCCCCCCUCACCAUCUGUAGCUGAAGAAUAAGUUUAUGAAGAAGCUUCCUCGUGAUGCCGAGGCAUCUAAUGUCCUGGUCGGAGAGGUGGACUUCCUGGACACGCCCUUCGUGGCGUUCGUCCGUCUGCAGCAGGCUGUAAUGUUGGGAUCUCUGACAGAGGUCCCCGUCCCUACCAGGUAACCAACUACAACCACCAUCACCACCACAAUCACAACCACAUCAGAACUAAACAAACCCACCAAAUAUACCACAUAUCUCAUUGCCUGUAGAGGCUGAUUGGUACUGUAAUUAUAGAGUUCAACCACUAGUGACCACUGUUUUCUCCAAUUUGGGCUUUUUCAUGUAAGCUGUCUAUUUCUGAAUAUCCUUCUACUUUUCUCUGUAUUUCCUUUCAGGUUCCUAUUCGUGCUGCUGGGGCCCAAAGGAAAAGCCAAUUCCUACCAUGAGAUCGGACGAGCUAUCGCCACCCUCAUGUCUGAUGAGGUACGUGACCACUGUGUCCAGCCCACUUACACUGUAUAUUUACCAAGGGUAUGUGCAAGGAGUUGAUGAUACUGUCCAGUCUUCCUGGAGUUCUAGGAACUUAGUCCGUGUGAAUGUAUUUUAUAUUUGUUAAUCUGAGUGUGAGUCUAUUGGUGCACUGCAGUGUUUGCCCUAUGUUUAGUAAAUGGUGUCUGAGCAGCUGAAGUAUUAAGAGAUUAACAUAGGCAGAAAGAAGACUCCAGGCCAUAUAUAGCACCCAGGUGGCAUAUGGCUCAACACAGUGUAGUCUAGGAAACUAAGAUGUAGUGUCUUACACAAGGCUUUCUGGAUCCUACAGUUGUAAUUACCAAAUCGGCAAGGCUUACAAGGUUGAUCUGGGAUUGAAGUCAUGGUAAGGUUAGAAUAGAUUUUAGCCUUGUACUUCCACAUUGAUCUCGCGAGAUUACAUACAGUCAGGUCCAUAAUUAUUGGCACCCUUGAAGAUUAGCAAAAAAGACUGCAUAAAAUAAAUAAUACAAAUACUGAGAUAUAUUGUAGGCUCAUUUUCUUGCUCAUUUUUGGCUAAUCUUUAUCAAGGAUGCCAAUAAUUAUGGACCUGACUGUUUAUGAUUUAAAUAUCUGUGUAGUGAAUCAUAUACACUACCGUUCAAAAGUUUGGGGUCACUUAGAAAUGUCCUUGUUUUCGAAAGAAAAGCAAUUUUUUGGUAGAUUAAAAUAACAUAAAAUUGAUCAGAAAUACAGUGUAGACAUUGUUAAUGUUGUAAAUGGCUAUUGUAGCUGGAAACGGCUGAUUUUUUAAUGGAAUAUCUACAUAGGCGUACAGAGGCCCAUUAUCAGCAACCAUCAGUCCUGUGUUCCAAUGGCAUGUUGUGUUUGCUAAUCCAAGUUUAUCAUUUUAAAAGGCUAAUUGAUCAUUAGCCAACCCUUUUGCAAUUAUGUUAGCACAGCUUAAAACUGUUGUGCUGAUUAAAGAAGCAACAAAACUCGCCUUCUUGAGACUAGUUGAGUAUCUGGAGCAUCAGCAAUUGUGGGUUCGAUUACAGGCUCAAAAUGACCGAUCUCGAUCUGGUUGUCAGCUCAAACUCGUCUGUCUAUUCUUGUUCUGAGAAAUGAAGGCUAUUUCAUGCGAGAAAUUGCCAAGAAACUGAAGAUCUCGUACAAUGCUGUGUACUACUCCCUUCACAGAACAGCGCAAACUGGCUCUAACCAGAAUAGAAAGAGGAUUGGGAGGCCCUGGUGCACAACUGAGCAAGAGGACAAAUACAUUAGAGUAUCUAGUUUGAGAAACAGACGCCUCACAGGUCCUCAACUGGCAGCUUCAUUAAAUAGUACCCGCAAAACACCAGUCUCAAAGUCAACAGUGAGGAGGUGACUCCGGGAUGCUGACCUUCUAGGCAGAGUUGCAAAGAAAAAGCCAUAUCUCAGACUGGCCAAUAAAAAAAAAUGAUUAAGAUGGGCAGGCUGAGAUAUGGCUUUUUCUUUGCAACUCUUCCUAGAAGGUCAGCAUCCCGGAGUCACCUCUUCACUGUUGACGUAUAGUGACGUAUAGUAUAGUGGGUUUGCAACCCGGUACCACCUGUACGUAAAAUUUAUGCACGCAUGACUGUAAGUCGCUUUGGAUAAAAGUGUCUGCUAAUUGGCAUAUAUAUAUUUGUAUUAUUAUUAAGAGAUAAUGGCAUAUGGCUUAUAUAGAUGGGAUACUGUAAGUAUUUACAGUGCCUUGCAAAAGUAUUCAUCCCCCUUGGAGUUUUUCCUAUUUUGUUGCAUUACAACCUGUAAUUUAAAUUGAUUUUUAUUUGGAUUUCAUGUAAUGGACAUACACAAAAUAGUCCAAAUUGGUGAAGUGAAAUGAAAAAAAUAACUUGUUUCAAAAAAUUCUACAAAAUAUAUAACGGAAAAGUGGUGCGUGCAUAUGUAUUCACCCCCUUUGCUAUGAAGCCCCUAAAUAAGAUCUGGUGCAACCAAUUAUCUUCAGAAGUCACAUAAUUAGUUAAAUAAAGUCCACCUGUGUGCAAUCUAAGUGUCACAUGAUCUGUCACAUGAUCUCAGGAUAUAUACACCUGUUCUGAAAGGCCCCAGAGUCUGCAACACCACUAAGCAAGGGGCACCACCAAGCAAGCAGCACCAUGAAGACCAAUGAGUUCUCCAAACAGGUCAGGGACAAAGUUGUGGAGAAGUACAGAUCAGGGUUGGGUUAUAAAAAAAUAUCAGAAACUUUGAACAUCCCACAGAGCACCAUUAAAUCCAUUAUUAAUAAAUGGAAAGAAUAUGGCACCACAACAAACCUGCCAAGAGAGGGCCGCCCACCAAAACUCACGGACCAGGCAAGGAGGGCAUUAAUCAGAGAGGCAACAAAGAGACCAAAGAUAACCCUGAAGGAGCUGCAAAGCUCCACAGCGGAGAUUGGAGUAUCUGUCUAUAGGACCACUUUAAGCCGUACACUUCACAGAGCUGGGCUUUACAGAAGAGUGGCCAGAGAAAAGCCAUUGCUUAAAGAAAAAAAUAAGCAAUCAUGUUUGGUGUUUGCCAAAAGGCAUGUGGGAGACUCCCAAACAUAUGGAAGAAGGCACUCUGGUCAGAUGAGACUAAAAUUGAGCUUUUUGGCCAACAAGGAAAACGCUAUGUCUGGCGCAAACCCAACACCUCUCAUCACCCCGAGAACACCAUCCCCACAGUGAAGCGUGGUGGUGGUAGCAUCAUGCCAUGGGGAUGUUUUUCAUCAGCAGCGACUGGGAAACUGGUCAGAAUUGAGGGAAUGAUGGAUGGCGCUAAAUACAGGGAAAUUCUAGAGGGAAACCUCUUCACCUUCCAGCAGGACAAUGACCCUAAGCAUACUGCUAAAGCAACACUCGAGUGGUUUAAGGGGAAACAUUUAAAUGUCUUGAAAUGGCUUAGACAAAUCCCAGACCUCAAUCCAAUUGAGAAUCUGUGGUAUGACUUGAAGAUUGCUGUACACCAGCGGAACCCAUCCAACUUGAAUGAGCUGGAGCAGUUUUGCCUUGAAGAAUGGGCAAAGAAUCCCAGUGGCUAGAUGUGCCAAGCUUAUAGAGACAUACCCCAAGAUACUUGCAGCUGUAAUUGCUGCAAAAGGUGGCUCUACAAAGUAUUAACUUUGGGGGGGUGAAUAGUUAUGCACGCUCAAGUUUUCAGUUUUGUCUUAUUUCUUGUUUGUUUCACAAGAAAAAAUAUUUUGCAUCUUCAAAGUGGUAGGCAUGUUGUGUAAAUCAAAUAAUACAAACCCCCCAGAAAAUCAAUUUUAAUUCCAGGUUGUAAGGCAACAAAAUAGGAAAAAUGCCAAGGUUGGUGAAUACUUUCGCAAGCCACUGUACAUACAAAUGGAUGAUAAUGAUUAGGAUCCAAUUACUCUGAUCACAAUAUCAGGAAGAGACAAGUGUGAAACGAGAAAUGAUUGGUUGUGUGCUGCUGUUGAUGUUAAUAAGGUUUCUCAUUGGUUGUGUUUUGGUCAGGUGUUCCAUGACAUUGCCUACAAGGCCAAGGACAGACAGGACCUGCUGGCAGGCAUCGAGGAGUUCCUGGAUGAGGUCAUCGUCCUACCCCCUGGGGAGUGGGACCCUGACAUCAGGAUAGAACCCCCCAAGUCCCUGCCCUCUUCUGACAAGAGGUACAGCACUGCCACACACACCGCUGGUCCUAGUAGGGUUACACAAUUCUGUAAACUUUCCUAGUUCCAGAAAAUUACAUAAAUUGCGCAUGUUUCUUUUUAAAAGAUACCAGGACUAUUCCCUCUCUUUCCUCCAAACUGGGUACUCAUGGUGGACCAUAAACAAUCAGAUGUGUGUUGGAGAGUGAUGUCUGUGGGUUAACCUACUGUGUGUGUCUGUAUAGGAAGAACCAGUAUAAUGCUGGGGGUGGAGGGGAUGGGCCCCAGAUGAACGGGGACACACAUGGACAUGACGGGGGUCAGGGAGGAGGAGGGGGACAUGGACAUGUCGGAGAAGAGCUCAUGAACACUGGAAAGUAAGGAUGACACUGCUCAUUACUACUCAUUACUACUGUUGCCAAUAACAACAUGUAGUACAUUGAUAGAAUGUCACUCAGCAGGGCCUCAACUCUCACUGAAAUCGGAAUGCUACAACUAUUUACUAUAACACUAUAACUCCACGCAUGUUACUAAGGAAUUCCAGGAAAUUACACCUCAGGUGUGUGGCCAAAGCAAGACACUAUUUACCAUUGCCUUUUCGUUGCGCUAUGUGCCACACACUGAUUUGUGAUGAGACAGCAUCUUUAGUAAUCUCGUAAACCAGACAGAUACAGUAGCUACGCUGACCAAAACAGAAUGGGGAUCGUAGCGAUUCAUCUCCUUUACGAGGAUUUUACAUCUUUAUAAUAAUGCUAUAACAAUAAUAAAAACUUUGUGGCAUAAAUGUAACAUUUCACUGUCACAUUUUCAUUGUUAAGGUUUUGCGGCGGCCUCAUUUUGGACAUCAAGCGGAAGCUGCCAUUCUUCGCCAGUGAUUUCUAUGACGCCAUUCACAUCCAGUCGCUGUCCGCCAUCUUGUUCAUCUACCUAGGCACCGUGACCAAUGCAAUCACCUUCGGA
Molecule: messenger RNA, 30409 nt
Organism: Coregonus sp. 'balchen'
Lineage: Eukaryota; Metazoa; Chordata; Actinopteri; Salmoniformes; Salmonidae
Source: the annotation of a GenBank genome assembly